GCAAUAUCCUCAGCAAACCCUAAAUUGACGGCUCUUAUUCAAAUGGACUUUUCCCUUUCCGCAAGUUAAUCACUCAUUGUUAAGCUGCUGUAGAGUGAAGACAACUCUACGCAAUUAACAUUAAUAAAUUGUGUCCCAAAUUCCCACCCGCCAAAGUGAGUACGAAGAAAUAAAACCCAUUUCUCCUAAAAUUUGCAAAGUAAAAUUGCAAUUUUUGGUGGAAGCCAUGUAUAUGUACAGAGGUUUGCAGCGGUUUAGAACCUCUGGCUCCUCAAUUAUUAACCGUCUUACUGUGCCUCAGUUGAAAAGAAAAGCUUCUAAUUCUUGGUCUGCUAUUCAAGACACUUAUUAUUCAACAAAGGAUAUAUUCGAGAGGCAUAAAGUGGUAUUUACAAUCUCCACGUCUAUAGCAUCAGUUGCUACAGCAUGGUUCGGUUAUACUUUACGACACGUUCAUCAAUCAAGAGUUGACCAUCGUCUUGAAUCUAUAGAGAAAGCUAUGAAGAAUAAUUAUCAAAUUGAAGAUCCUGAGUUUAAGAAGCUUGUGUCUGGUUCCGUUACUGUUCCAGCUUGUGUUGCAACUGCUGGAACCACACUGAUUAUCGGGUGUGGCUUGGGUUGGCGAGGUGGAAAAUGGUACGCAAACAGAAAGUUUAGAAGGGAGCAGAUGAAACUGUUGGGACAGAUAAAUUCUAAAAGAUGGCCACUCAGGUUUUUACGACGACCACUAAUAAGGUCUAAAUCGCCAGAAAAUCUAUUAACUGGUUCAGAAGCAUUGCCAAAGGAUGCAUCUGUUUCCCACCGUUGAGGAGAAAUUCCUACCUUUGCUGACGAAAUGAGUCCCAAUGGCAAAAUUUUUUGUUCUGCCGAUAUUAUUACGAGUACAGAUUAGCUGCAUAGUAUUGCCAAAUGUUCAUAACCAUUCUUGUUUACAACUUCUGUUGGGAUUACUCUUUUUUGAUUA
Messenger RNA from Nicotiana tabacum (common tobacco), 964 nucleotides. RefSeq lists its product as uncharacterized. The record is from RefSeq and is a predicted model, not a curated record. NCBI's taxonomy places the organism in Eukaryota, Viridiplantae, Streptophyta, Magnoliopsida, Solanales, Solanaceae.